AUGGCAGUGAAUACUCCCAAGCUCAUCUCUAUCAGGGCUGAUGGCAGCAUCACGGGCAGGGCUCCAUCUCUCCAACGACCGGAGGAAAAGCAUUGCGCCAACUGCCUCGCCCCCCAUGGCCCAGAGACCCUCCUCGUGGCUUGCCAUAAAUGCCGUGGCAUCCUCUACUGUUCCGAAGAGUGCGCCGUAGAAUAUCUCCCCCGCCACCGGAAGGUAUGCUACAAAUUUAAGAUGACGAAGGGACCCGAUGACGACGCAAAUCAAGUUCGGGGUUUCAUCUUCGUAGCGGGGAAACAAAAGCCAGACAUCAUCUUCGUCGACCCAAACCAGUGGGAGGCCCAUGUGGAGCGGUUGGUCUGCGAUGUCUCUGUGGAACCCCCAGAUUCGCCCGUGGUGACGUUCACAGUCACCACCAACCCCAUCACCGGCCGCCGUCUCCCUUUUGACCUCAAGAUCAUGUUCCGGUCCUGCACCUCACCCUUCAACAUGGCGCUGGUUACCUGCUUCAAUGACAAUUGGGAAAGGCCCUCUCCUCGUUUUCCUUGGACCGGCACCCUUGCCGCUGUUCGUGUAAACUCAGCUACUGGCGUUGCCGAAAGUGUCACCACGGCGGACUUCAAGGACGUCUUGGACUUCUUCGUCUGGUACGCCAAUCAGUUUACCGCAGAGAUUUACUGCUACACGGACAAAUACGACAUGCCUGCUUUGGCCGCGCCUCUCCGUGGUGUAUUAAUCCGCUGCGCUGCAAUGGAACGCUUGCACCCGGACGAUGGCGCCUUUGUUUCUGUCAUGGUCGACCACCUCCACCCAAUCCGUGGCCUUCAUAUCCCCGGUGAAAUCAAGUUGGGAAACAUCACCCCGCUAUCUGAAAGAGUCAAGCAUCCUCUGAGGGCUUACCCCAUCCCAAGCCCUCCGCUAGAGACAAACAAAAGCCGGUGGGAUUAUCUGCCGGGGGAUACGAGCAACGGCCGCGCUUCCGAGUUGAUGCUCGAGGUUCCCGACGACCAGGACCACCUGUCCCACGACGAAAUCAGUAAGGCCAUCCCUAAAGUGGAGGGCGACGUCCUCGUGGUCCGCGAGGACGGCCAGGACCUCGAUAUCGCCGAUGUCGUGGCCAUGUGCCUCGAGGCUCGCAACUGGGCAGCCACCACGAGCCAGGGGCAGAGCGGCAUCAUCAGUGCUUUCAGCUACCAAAAGACCUUAAAUGAGCAACAUACCGCCCCUGUCAGCCUGACCAACCUAUCGGUCACCGGCUUUGCAGCAUUCGGCGAUGAUGAGCUAGAUGCACUCUGCGACCCUUCCCUAGUAGCUACGGUCAAUGAUGUUGCCGACGCUGCACCAGCCGAUGAGGGCAAGCUGAAGGGUCCCGUUCAGAUCAUGGCUCCGGAUCAAACCAUCCCAUCAUUGUGGACGAAAGUCAAGGCCGACGGCGUUGUCACUUUCGAGGGCUUCUCUUUCCCGCCUGCUGCUGCUCCCGCAUCUGGCGAGCUACCAACUUUCCAAGAGAGCAAAAUGGACAUUGAUGAGCCAGAGCCUGCGUGUUCUGAGCAGCCCGAGUACCCUGAACCGCCUCCGCAAACGUAUAACUUCUCGACGGGGCCCAUUGCGGAAGGGGACGUGCCCUUCUCUAAAAUGAAGAUCUAG
This is a messenger RNA of Chaetomium fimeti, 1644 nucleotides long. RefSeq lists its product as uncharacterized. The transcript has a single exon. The record is from RefSeq and is a predicted model, not a curated record. The coding region runs from base 1 to 1644 and encodes 547 amino acids. Lineage: Eukaryota; Fungi; Ascomycota; Sordariomycetes; Sordariales; Chaetomiaceae.